Messenger RNA from Penicillium longicatenatum, 2154 nucleotides. RefSeq names its product putative C6 transcription factor. Bases 1 to 2154 code for a protein of 717 amino acids. Lineage: Eukaryota; Fungi; Ascomycota; Eurotiomycetes; Eurotiales; Aspergillaceae. Gene Ontology annotation, cellular component: nucleus. The transcript has 4 exons. Gene Ontology annotation, molecular function: zinc ion binding; DNA-binding transcription factor activity, RNA polymerase II-specific; RNA polymerase II cis-regulatory region sequence-specific DNA binding. The record is from RefSeq and is a predicted model, not a curated record. Gene Ontology annotation, biological process: positive regulation of transcription from RNA polymerase II promoter by galactose; DNA-templated transcription.
AUGGACCACCUGCAGGAUUCUAUGCAUGUUUGGGAGAAGCCUGCGUCAAUAGGGGACGGACACGAAGACCGACCGCGGAAGAAACGUCGCAAGUACAUUGCACGUGCUUGCAAUGAAUGCAAGCGCCGCAAGAUCAAAUGCAAUGGCGAGACGCCAUGCCAUCGCUGUGGGCGACAGCGCAUUGAAUGUGUUUACGUGGAGAACACACCCCAAGAAAGUGUUGGCGAACAAGAGAAUUUCGAACGACUGUUUGAUCAAAUGCGCUCCAUGCAGGACCAGAUUAUGUCGCUAUCUGCAGCUGUCCGCUCAGUGACGCAUAGCGACGCGUCUCCUCUUACUGGAACUCGGCCUAGCGUGGUUGGAACUGUAACAGGAUCCUACGGGUCAUUACCAGCUCAAAGAUCCAUACGACGGGUAUCGACCGCUCGCGAGACACCAUUCCAGGGCCCGACAACCUCGGCAUUUAGCUUCGACCUUGCCAAGUCCAGUUUGCAACAGCGUGGAAUAGUUGAACGCAAUGAAGCAGGCGACGAAGGUGAUGUCACUCAAGAACCAUCGCCGUUGGCGUCACCGUCUGCUCCCAAUCGUGAAUUGGAGGUCCGACAAGCGGUGGACCCGCUUUGGAAUCUUUCCAAGGACGAAGCAUUGCGACUCUGUCGAGUUUAUGAAGAGGAAAUGGGGAUCAUGUACCCUGUUUUGGAGCUCUCCGAGCUGUUGGAUCAAGUUCAUCGACUCUACGGUUUGAUAGAUAGUUCCACGAGACCGAAAGACUUCACUGGUGCUCAUAGCACGUUGGACCGGGAAGAUGUCUCCAUUCUUCGAUUGGUGUUUGCGUGUGCUCUGACUGCGGAGGCUAGUGGCCGCAGCGAACAGGCCACUGCACUAUUCGACAGCGUACGUGAUGUACAAGACAAUUGUGUCUGGGGUCCUCCCGAAAUUAAGAGCAUUAUAUUCUUGACACUGGUGUCUAUAUUUUAUUUUCAAGGAGAUGAAGAGACUCUUGCCUGGCGUACCAUUGGGAUUGUCGAGCGCAUGUGUCUAGAGAAAGGACUUCACCGACGGGAAACAUUGAAUCAACCGGCUAUCGAAGCGGAAGGCAAGGACCGAGUACUUCGGCUAUUUUGGUCUAUCUAUAUUCUUGACAUGCGAUGGAGCUUUGGAACAGGCAUGCCCUUCGCUCUUGAGGAUACCGAUAUUGACCCCUGGCUUCCAGAGCCCGAAGAAAAAACACCAUACCUGCGCGUCAUGAUCCGCUACAGCCGCAUCGCUGCCAAGGUGUGGAAGUUCAUAUCUGCUUUCAACAACACGAAUGAGAUCAAGAAAGAGGAAAUGAAUUAUCUGGAUUGGCAAGUCCUUAGUUGGGCUCAGAAUAUCCCAGAUUCGUUACGACUGGAUCAUCCCAGCACCCCAGAAACAGGGCCCGCUGUCGAUGGCCCACGAAGUCUGCGACGUCUUCGUGCAUUAUUAUACCUACGAGCCAAUCAACUCCGAAUGCUCAUCCAUCGCCCUGUACUGCAUACAGCGGCCCAUAUUUUGCGAUGUCCCAGCGAGUCUGAGACAGUAGUCAAAAUCGCCAAAGAUACCAUCCGCUUCAUCACCCGCCUCAACGAAACAUCGGAUAUCUAUCAGCUACAGCAGGUGACUUUCAAUUGGUUUUUAGUGUCUGCCCUGGCCGUCCUGUUUCUUGCUGUCUCCCAAGCGCCGACGCAAUUCAGCGGGUCGUGCAAAGAGGAGUUUUACUUUGCAUUGGAGCUAGUCAAGGGAUUUUCUACUCAAUCCUACAUCUCGCGAAGACUGUGGAAGUCCAUUCGCAGCCUUCGCAAGCUCGGUCCCCAGUUAGGAUUGGGAGGGCACAGAACCCGCCCAGAUCAUACCACCGUUGAAAAAGAACAUGUGCCGGAAAUUUUGGAUGGCAGAUCGCCAGUGCCACCAGCACAAUGCUCGAGCAUUAACAGCCAGACACCGCUUGAUGGAGCACAGAUGACGCAAGAACUUAUGGAGUGGUUUGAAGCGGUCGGAAACCUCGAGGAUCAGAUUAUGGGAGUGGGAGCCGGGCCGAUUCCAGAGGAGGGACCUUGGCAACAAAUGCCGAAUGGGGCCUUUAUGUUUGACUAUGGGGGAGAACUGUCUAGUGUGAUGAAGGACUGUUUCUGA